Molecule: messenger RNA, 5718 nt
Organism: Priapulus caudatus
Lineage: Eukaryota; Metazoa; Priapulida; Priapulimorpha; Priapulimorphida; Priapulidae
Product: HEAT repeat-containing protein 5B-like
Exons: 25
Coding region: 42-4376 (1444 amino acids)
Biological process (GO): intracellular protein localization; retrograde transport, endosome to Golgi; endocytosis
Cellular component (GO): membrane; Golgi apparatus; endocytic vesicle
Source: RefSeq, a predicted model, not a curated record
GGCAGGUCACUCUAGAGGCACGCGCAGGAGCGCUCGCUUCGAUGUACAGUUUCCUGCUGCACUGCCCGGAGCUAGUGACUGACGAUGUGACAAGGAGGCUGCGCACUCCCACGGAUGCGGCUCUCGUGAUGCUAGCCAAUCUCACGAGCAUGCUGAAGUCAUAUGGAGCCCCGCUGAAGGCUAAUGCUGCCAUGGUGAGACUGAAGCUCUACCAGACGCUGAGCCUCAUCCCGCCGGAGUCAUACGAAGGCUCUUACUCGUCGCUGCUGAGGGAACUCGUCGCUGAAUUCACGCUGACCGACAACCCGUCGAACACGACGACGUCGAUGCUGCGCAGCAUGUGUCACCAUGACGACAGCGUCAUCCUCGGAUCGUGGCUGCAGGAAACCGAUCACAAGGCCAUCGAGGACCAGCUUCAGCCAAACAGUGCAUCAGGAUCAGGAGCUCUUGAACAUGACAUGUCCUAUGUCUACUUAAAGUGUCCCGAGGGGGAGUCGAUGCCAGGACCGCUCCCGCUGGGCGUGGCCGUCAUCGACAAGUCGAUGCACCUGUUCGGCAUCGUGUUCCCGCGCGUCACUCACAACAAGCAUCGCGUGCAGAUGCUCGAACACUUCAUGGAGUGCAUACGACAAGCUAAGUCAUCGAGGCAGGAGGCUGUACAGAUGAACAUCUUUACGGCAUUUCUCGCCGCCAUGAAGGGACUCGUCGAGACGAAGGGGUCGCUCGGGCAGGACGAUGUGAAGAAGGCAGCCAUACAGCUCAUCAUGAGUGCGUUGGCCAGCUCAAACCCGAUCCUGCGUUGCGCGGCCGGCGAGGCUUUGGGCAGAAUGGCUCAGGUCGUUGGGGACAAUAGAUUUGUUGCUGACAUGGCCCAGUUCAGCUUCGACAAGUUGAAAUCGGCACGCGAUGUUGUUACGAGGACUGGCCACUCAUUAGCACUUGGAUGCCUGCACAAGUAUGUUGGAGGGCUGAGCACAGGGCAGCACCUCAACACCAGUGUCAGCAUACUAUUGGCAUUAGCACAGGACAGUACCUCACCUGCUGUACAGGUGUGGGCGCUGCACGCGCUCGCGCUCAUCGCGGACUCGGGCGGCCCGAUGUUCCGCGGCUACGUCGAGCCGACGCUAUCGCUGUGUCUGCGGCUGAUGCUGAGCGUGCCGCCGUCGAACACGGACGUGCACCAGUGCCUCGGCAAGUGUCUGUCGGCGCUCAUCACCACCGUCGGACCUGAGCUGCAGGCGAAUACAUCUCCUAUCAUCACGGCUCGAUCUUCUUUCCUGGUGGCAUGCGCUGUGAUGCAAGAUCACUCGGACUCUCUGGUGCAGGCAGAAGCCAUUGCGUGCCUGCAGCAGCUGCACAUGUUCGCUCCCCGACACGUCAACCUGUCAACCCUCGUACCAAAGCUCUGCGUAACACUCUCCAGCCCCCACCUACUGCUGAGGCGUGCUGCCGUCGCCUGUCUGAGACAGCUCUCACACAGAGAGGCCCCAGAGGUGUGCGAGUAUGCAAUGACGUUAGUCGACAGCAAGGACUGGAAGAUCGAUAUCACCGAGACCGGACUCGAGGGGAUGCUGUUUGCAAUGCUGGACACGGAGAACGAUCGCAGCCUGGUGUCGGACAUCCACGACACACUGAUCAGCAUGCUGCAGAGCUUGGCUGGGGAGAACCUCACGCGCUGGCUCGCUCUGUGCAAGCAGGUGCUGUCAGCGUCCUCUGAGUUCAUGUUGAGUCCCGAGGAGGAAGCUGCUGCUGCUAGGGAGGAAGCAGACGAUGAUGCAGGUGCUGAAGCCACCUUCAAGGCUGGCGAAGAGCCAGAGUCACACCCCUUGGUGGCGGCAAGAUGGCCGACUCGUGUGUUUGCCGUCGACUGCAUGCAGAAGAUCGUCGCCGUGUGCAAGGAUGACUCAGCUGCACACUUCGACCUUGCGUUGGCUCGCAAGCACAAGCAGCACAAUGUUAAAUCUGACUUCCUCGUGCUGCAUCUGCCAGAGCUGGUGCGAAUGACCUUCAUCUCUGCGACCUCAGACAGUGACCAGCUCAGGAUGGCUGGUCUCAAGGCCCUACAGAACGUCAUCACGACGUUCUCCCGUGUUCCGGAACCCGAGUUCCCGGGUCACUUCAUUCUGGAGCAGUUCCAGGCACAGGUCGGUGCCGCGCUGCGCCCUGCCUUCUCUCCAGACACCGGACCCAACGUGACGGCGGCCGCGUGUCAGGUGUGUAGCACAUGGAUCGGCAGUGGUGUCGCGUGCGACCUCAACGACCUUCGUCGAGUUCACCAGCUCCUCGUCUCGUCACUCGCGAAGCUGAAGUCUGGCAAGGGCUCGUCUUCUCAGCUGUACAGUGAGACUGCUGCCACGAUGGAGAAACUAGCUGUGCUGAAGGCUUGGGCAGAGGUCUACAUCGUCGCCAUGGAAACGGACAAGGCCGAUAAGAGUAAAGUGAGCACGCCGGUGGAUGAUGAGGAAGACGAGGACUUUGCGGACUUCCAGGGGGUUGCAGGAGGUGAGAGCCUCCUGAGUCUCGUCACCCCAGAGCUUGUGUCCCUCAGCAAGCACUGGCUCGCUGCCCUCAAGGACUACGCCCUCCUAUCUCUGCCGCCUGAAUUCGCAAGUCAACUCCCACCCGAAGGGGGCGCCUUCUACAAAGCAGAGACGAUCGAGUCGACGCGGCCGCUGUACCGCGACGCGUGGUACCCGAUCGUCCACGCUGCUGCCCUCUGGCUGAACAAUGGUGGCUUUGAGAAUGUGGCCGCCGAGCGGGAGAAGGUCGAUGUAGAGGGCAGCACGAACUUGGGGCUGGGAGCAGCGAAUGCUUCUGCGACAAAAGUUCCGGACGAGAUUAACACGGACCGGUUCCAUCUGAUCCAAGGUAUUUGCGUGGAGGCUCUGUGUAGCCCUCGCACUGUUCACCCAGUCGAGUGCGUGAUGGCGUGUCUCAAUGCACUCCACCAGCUGCUGGACAAGCCGUGGUCACGCAGCGUCAUCGGGCAGGACCAGUCGCUAGGCGUAGAGCUGCUGAACGUUCUACACAGGCUGUUACUGACGAGAGAGUUGGCCAGCACACAGACAUUGGUGAUUGACGUUGCCCGGCAGGUACUGAAGACGGCCCAGGAACACCUGGAGUUGGCGAAACGCGUGAAAGCAAAGGAAGCAGACCUACCAGCCAAUCAGGACUUGGAGAGCCCCCUGGUGGGAGAGGGCGGCGAGAGCGGGGAGAUCGUCAUCGGCAAAUCGCUCGUGUUUGCGUUCCUCGAGGUGUGCAUGUGUCUGCUCGUGCGGCACAUGCCGCAGCUGAACCCGGCCUUGCCCACCGCCGCGCCGCCGCAGCAGCAGCAGCAGCCGCGCAGAGAGGUGGCGCCACCGCUCACCCCCGAGGCGCAGCAGCUCGUCGGGAGCGCCGUCCACAUCAUGUCGGAGCUGCCAGCAUUGUGCACCCCGCAAGGCAGCCUCAACGUUCUUCCGACAGUGCUGAUAUUAACGACCGGUGUGCUCAAGUACACGUCGCCACGGCAGAUCGAGGAGACAGUGGCGCCCUCUACCGCCUGCACGUCGGCGCUGCACAGUCUGAAGCACCUCACCGCGCAUCCGAUGGCGCGUGAUCGCAGCUGUGGCGACACCUGGGUCGCUCUUCUCAGGAGCAGCCUGACGACCAUCCUCGACUUUGCUGAGCCAGAUCCCACGACCAAUUGGCCGGGAAUGGAUGAGACAGUGACCAUGCUGGCACUCGCUGUCUUUAUUGUCUCCAGCCCACCAGAGGUCGUUUGCGUUCCGAUUUUGCACGACAAGUGCGUGAACGUGUUCCGAGAGGCUCUGGAGGCUAAAUACCACGUGGUGAGAAUAAAGUGUCUUCAGACGGUCGCGUCGAUCUUCCAGCAUCCGUCGCGUGCUGUCGCGACGCCCUACAUCCACGGGUUGGCGUCGCUAGUGCUGAAGCAUCUCUACGCUGCCUCGCUGAGCAAGAACGGGCUUAGCGAACCUGACGUGGCUGUGAUUGUAGAGGAGACGAAGGUAGUCGAGACGUUGGUACACCUGGCCGAGGAGGAACACAGGAUUACUCUCCUGAAGAUCCUCGUGCCCCUAUUGGUAUCGUACCUGCUUGACAGUUCGAAGCUGCCAUCUAGCAGUCGUGCUCAGAAACUUUUACACGAACGGUCUCUCCAGAAGCUAAUGGAGAUCGGGCCGAAGUUCCCGGAACAGUUUCGUGCAGUGAUGGCCGGCGCGCCACCCGUGCGCACUGCACUAGAAGAUGCAGUGAAGUUCAGCCAGCAGCGGUCAGCGGCUAGCGCCACCAAGCAGGCACAGGACAAAUUUAUCUCGCAGCAGCAGAGUGCACCGUCGAUAAAGUUGAAAAUGGACUUCAGCAACUUCAGUGGAUAAUUAUAAAUACAAAACACGAGCUUGAUUUUGUUUUCUGACAAUAAAGAGAUGCAAGGUGAAAGAGGAAACCAGUCGGGGACGCUGAACUGCUAUAUUACGUUUUCAGCAUGCAGUUGGUAUAACAGUGUGUAACAUUUGGACAUAGUACACCGACCAAGGAAAUAAUAUAUUUCCUAUAAAGGGCAGGACUAUCCAAUUAAGUGCAGUCCAAGAAUGACAACUGCAUACGACAGCAGGUAUGGUUAGUGAGCCAUGUUCAAUUGCCCGAAUAUUUUAACAUUUCUUUCUGAGAAUUGAACAUCUGCUGUAGUAGUUUUGCUGGCGAACUGACCCCAUGGGGGUGAAAGCUUCCAACCUCUUACUUUAUUUUGCAUCACUUUUCCAUUUGGUAGGUAAUUAUUAAUUGUUAUAUUCAUAUCAGUUAUCAAACAUACUAAUCUAUCAACCUGGUUACCAUUAUGAGGAUAUUUAAUGAGACCAUCAUGUAUAUUAUUAAACUGUUGCUUUUACUUGUUAUGACAGUGUAAAAAUGUUAUGAGUGAGUGAGUAUGUGCGCGUGUGUGCAUGGAUGUGGGAUACAGAUGCUUGUACAGGUAGUCAUCUGUUGCAUAACUGAUGAUGAAAAGGUGAAAUUUCGCAAUGUCACUCACUGAUCACUGAACUUUUGGAAAUAAAUGUGUUGGAGUUAAUAAAACACUUAAUUCACUAAGACAUUUGCCGUUUAUUCACGGCUUUUGUCGAUGUAUUUCCAAGUGAAUACGCUUACAAAAAGCAGGCCUACGUACAUCUGCUUGAUCAGAUGACCUUUGCACCUGUAGUAUGGGCAGUGUAAUAAAGGGUUGUUGAGCCCACCACGGUCUUAAUUGGUUUUAAAGUCGGCACUGCGUACCGGUGAAUACGUCUAUUGUUGUUGCCAAGUGAGAAUGUUACAGUGACACGAAACGAGGUUACACUCGUUAACAAUGUUUAUGGAAAACUGCUUUCCACGUAGUGAUAUUGGUUCAAAGGUGAAAUAAAAUGGUUGUCUAAUAAAAAUAGAAAUUCCUAGAGUAAUAUAGAGUUCAUAUUUACAAGUUAAUACAGGCGGAUGCCUUUCGCAGUAUGAUUUCCAUGAGUGGCAAUAGUGAACCUCGAUCUUCAAAAGAGUGACGCACAAAAUGAAGUGGAAAAUAUAAAACAGAAACGAAGACAAGAAACGCCUAGAAUUGAUAGGGAUUACAUGGUGAACCUGGGCAGGUCCAGGAAUUCUUAAAGAGAAGGGUCCUGUGAAUGCAGAGGAUGGAUGUGUCAUACUGGACGGACACGUGAACACGAACGCACGGAACACACGUGUAAAUGAUAC